Molecule: messenger RNA, 501 nt
Organism: Ilex paraguariensis (yerba mate)
Lineage: Eukaryota; Viridiplantae; Streptophyta; Magnoliopsida; Aquifoliales; Aquifoliaceae
Source: the annotation of a GenBank genome assembly
AUGGAUGUGUUUAUUGCUUCUACAGAAGAUCAGGGUACAGGGCUAACUCAAAUAUGUGGGAGCAUUGGUGAACUGAAUAGAGGUGUUCUAGGCAAGGUUGGUGUUGCAUGGUAUGAAUGUAUUAUGGUUUUGGGCAAGUUGGAUGUCCAAUCUGUUAUCGAGCUUUUGAAGCAGGUUUUGUUUCCUACAUUAUCAUUUCAUUUUGACUGGCUAUCUGCUCAUCAAGUUUUUAACUGCAAUAUACUAGUGGGGAGGCCAGAAAGCUUUUCCAAUGCCAUUGUGAUUUGCAUACUCACAUUAGUUUUGGCUUGUAUUCUUUCCUUUAGAACUGAUGUCAUUUACACAGCUUGUACAUGCUUGUGUGUUUGGAGUAGUUCAUUUCGCAAGAAAAAUGUGGGUAGAACUUCUCAUCAGCAAUGGAAGCUUUUCGAGUGCAGUAUGCCUGUGGGCGUGGGGAGGCUGGAGUGCUGUUUUAACAGCCAUGCAUUAAGCAAAGCUUGA